Zygosaccharomyces rouxii is the source of this 690-nucleotide messenger RNA. RefSeq names its product Pex11p (gene PEX11). Gene Ontology annotation, biological process: peroxisome fission; regulation of peroxisome size. The record is from RefSeq and is a predicted model, not a curated record. NCBI's taxonomy places the organism in Eukaryota, Fungi, Ascomycota, Saccharomycetes, Saccharomycetales, Saccharomycetaceae. Bases 1 to 690 code for a protein of 229 amino acids. Gene Ontology annotation, cellular component: peroxisomal membrane. The transcript has a single exon.
AUGGUCGCUGAUAGUGUUGUAUACCAUCCCACAAUUAACAAGCUAAUCAAUUUUUUGGACAAUGGUGCCGGUAGGGAGAAGUGUCUUCGUCUAUUGCAGUACCUAGCGCGUUUCCUAGCGGCACAGACUCUAUCACCAUUGGCAAAGGCUUUACAAGGUCAAUUCACUAUUGUGAGAAAGUUCCUGCGUUUCCUGAAGCCUCUGAACAGUUUACAAGCAGCUGCUAAGCUUUACGACAACAAAUUGACUAGCGACGGUAUUGUUCGUAUCUUUAAUAUUAUCAAACAGCUUUCGUUUGCAGGUUAUUUGUCAUUGGAUCAAAUUAAUCUUUUCAGAAUUUUGAGAGUGGUUCCAACCACUAGAUUUACCGGUAAACUAGUCCCCAAGAUGGCUAACUUGUGCUGGCUGAGUGCUCUAGUAAGCGGAAUGGUCUGCGACUUGCGUCAAGUAAGUUUAUCUCAAUCAAAAAUCACUGCCUUAGCUGUAAAUGAUGAUGAGAAGAAGCUUUUGUCAAAAGCAUACAAGGACAGAUACUCUGCCAGCAGGAAAUUUGUGUGGGACGCAACUGAUCUCUUUAUGGUUCUGAACAACUUGGGUUACUUGCGCUACCAAGAAGGGUACGUUGCUCUUGCAGGUGUAUUUACAUCUUUGUUCGGUCUACAAGAUACUUGGAGAGCUGCAAAACCUUAA